CUUCGCAAGCCGACGUUGUGCUGAACUCAUCGCGUGGACUUUCUUAGCGCUCUCCGACGUCACUCGCCCCGAUUUGCUUUUGGCUGGAUCGCAACCACAACUCCGGAGUUAAAUAACUACCUGCGUGUUAGUGACAGCAACAUCACUCCCAACGACUCGACAAUUGGAGGCUGUUACUGAUAUAAUAUUUGCGAUGUCUACGUCUCUCCUGCACACACAGCUCGGGCUAAGCUCGUCCGACCCCCAGGCCUCGCUGCGCCUGUCCCAGCAAGCUCCCUCAUUCCUGAAGACACAGCCCUCCCGCUUCCCUUCAUUCCCCUUCUCGAUCUUCACCCAGCGAGAAACACCGGAGCUAUGGACGAGCUACGAGCAGCUGCUGGCUGCCUGUCUACGGACGGGAGACGACAAGUCUGCGCGGGAGUGUUUGGACAGAUUGUCGAGUCGGUUUGGAAAGGACAAUGAGCGGGUUAUGGGGCUGCAAGGACUGUAUGAUGAGGCUACUGCGGCGGAUGAGGUGGCGCUGAAGAAGGUGUUGGAGAAAUAUGACGGUAUUUUAAAGGAGAAUCCAGUCAAUGUUCCAGUGUUGAAGCGACGGAUUGCUGUUCUACGAUCUCUAGGCAGAGCUGGUGAGGCUAUAUCCAGCAUGGUAGAGUUCCUGGACGCAUUCCCAACAGACGCAGAGGCAUGGUGUGAACUGUCGGACCUGUAUCACAGCCAGGGACUCUCUUCACAGUCCAUCUUCUGUCUUGAAGAAGCUCUCCUCGUCCUGCCAAAUGCAUGGAACCUGCAUGCACGGCUAGGAGAGUUGCUGUAUAUAUCAACGCACUCCCUCGAGUCCCCAGAAACGACGCUAACCCCUGGCGGAGUCUGUACGACGUUUAUGUCGAAGAAUCAAGUUUUCGACGAUUAUUUGCGCGGGUAUUACGGGCUGACCCUGGUAUGCACUGACUCCUUUAUGGUACUACUCCUCUAUGACGGGUUAGGCUUACAUGGUCGUAGAGUACCGCUCGGCUGCUGGAGAGGCUAGGCCCCAAGUCGAGACGAGACGAGACGCUGCCGACAGCCGAGACGACACAGAAGCUCAAUGAGCUGUCCGUGCAGAAGCUGCGAGAAAUUGUAAAGGAGAGAUGCAAGGAUGGACGGAGCCCGGAGUUCAACGAGAGCGAGCUCAUCGCUGCCCAGGCGCUGCUUGACCGGCUGUCCAAGUCAAGCUGAUGGACAUUACAUACGUGCAUGCAAACAUCUUCCAUCGUCGUCGAUCUUCUGUCGGUAUCCGAGUCUAAGUAUGGAGUAGCUAAGGGUGUGCGCGAGAACAGCUCCAGAGUUCGUCGAUCUACUUAGCAUAGCACUC
Molecule: messenger RNA, 1351 nt
Organism: Trichophyton rubrum CBS 118892
Lineage: Eukaryota; Fungi; Ascomycota; Eurotiomycetes; Onygenales; Arthrodermataceae
Exons: 3
Coding region: 194-1027 (277 amino acids)
Biological process (GO): protein folding in endoplasmic reticulum
Cellular component (GO): EMC complex
Molecular function (GO): protein binding
Source: RefSeq, a predicted model, not a curated record